This is a messenger RNA of Drosophila yakuba, 563 nucleotides long. It is a transcript of the gene Obp57e, whose product is annotated as general odorant-binding protein 57e. Gene Ontology annotation, molecular function: odorant binding. Bases 16 to 429 code for a protein of 137 amino acids. The record is from RefSeq and is a predicted model, not a curated record. Gene Ontology annotation, biological process: sensory perception of smell. The transcript is spliced from 2 exons. Lineage: Eukaryota; Metazoa; Arthropoda; Insecta; Diptera; Drosophilidae.
GGGAAUAUAGCAAGUAUGCUGGACCGACGAACACUGUACUGUAUAUUGCUACACUUUCUCUGCGGAAAUGUUCUUGCUAAUAGUGCAGUAUUUAAUCCGUGUGCUUCGCGAACUGAGAUGACGGAAAACGAAGCCCACCAAGUGAUGGAAAACUGGCCAGAUCCUCCAGUCGAUCGGGCUUACAAGUGCCUUCUAACAUGCGUUCUUUUGGAAUUGGGACUGAUUGAUGAUCGGGGGAAUGUGCAGAUCGACAAGUACAUGAAAUCCGGAGUUGUGGACUGGCAAUAUGUGGCAAUCGAGUUGGUGACGUGUCGGAUAGAAUUCUCUGAUGAAAAGGAUCUGUGUGAGCUGUCAUAUGGACUCUUCAACUGCUUCAGAGCUGUGAAGCUUGCGACCGAAAAGAAUUCUUCAGUUAGUAAUGCAAAAUAGGUUCAAUAAAAUUAAAUAUAUUUCACUAUGUGCGUGCUAUAUAUUCUAUAUUUACAUACACUAAGCAUUUGCGAAAUUCAUUGAUAAUUUUACUACUGGUGCGAGUGACCACAAGUUCCGAUUACUUUGAGCUU